AUUACAAAAAUAAGUGCACACAGGAGAAGGUAGAGGAACACUUCACUAGCAAACACUAGUGUUCGUGGAAAGGGAGACGUGGACAGGCAUGGCUUGGCUUACCCUCUACCUCCUAAGUGUUCUCUGGGCUGUGGCAGGAACCAGCACCCGUGCCCAGAGCUCUUGCUCUGUGCCCCCAGAUCAGCAACCCUGGGUCGAUGGCCUACAAGCGCUCAUGGAGAACUCGGUGACUGACUCAGACUUCCCAAACCCCAGCAUCCUGAUUGCCAUGAACCUGGCCGGCGCCUACAACGUGGAGGCCCAGAAACUCCUGACUUACCAGCUCAUGGCCAGUGACAGUGCAGACCUGACAAGUGGGCAGCUUGCCCUCACCGUUAUGGCUCUCACGUCCUCCUGCAGAGACCCUGGAAGUAAAGUGUCCACUCUACUGAAGAAAAUGGAGAACUGGUCACCUUCAAGCCCGGGUGCUGAAUCCUCGGCCUUCUAUGGGCCUGGUUUGGCGAUCCUCGCACUGUGCCAGAAGAGUUCAGAGGCGACCUUACCCAUCGCAGUGCGCUUCGCUAAGACCCUGAUGAUGGAACCCUCUCCCUUCAAUGUGGACACAGGAGCAGUGGCAACCUUGGCCCUGACCUGUAUGUACAACAAGAUUCCUGUGGGUUCUCAAGAAAACUACAGAGACCUGUUUGGUCAGGCACUGAAGGCUAUUGUGGAGAAGAUCAGCUUAAGGAUCAAAGCUGAUGGCAUCAUCGGAGACAUCUACAGCACUGGCCUUGCCAUGCAGGCUCUCUCCGUGACACCUGAGCAACCUACCAAGAAGUGGGACUGUGAGAAGACUAUGCAUACAAUACUCAACGAGAUUAAGCAAGGGAAAUUCCAAAACCCCAUGUCCAUUGCCCAAAUUCUCCCUUCCUUGAAAGGCAAGACUUACCUAGAUGUGCCCCAAGUAACAUGUGGUCCUGAUCAUGAAGUGCCACCAACUUUAACUGACUAUCCUACCCCGGUCCCCACUUCAGUAUCUAACAUUACCGUCAUAUAUACCAUAAACAACCAGCUGAGAGGGGUUGAUCUGCUUUUCAAUGUGACCAUCGAGGUUAGUGUGAAAAGUGGAUCUGUGCUACUUGCUGUCCUAGAAGAAGCACAGCGCAAAAACUCCAUGUUCAAAUUUGAAACCACCAUGACAUCCUGGGGCCUUAUUGUCUCUUCUAUCAAUAAUAUCGCUGAGAAUGUUAAUCACAAGACAUACUGGGAGUUUCUUAGUGGCAAAACGCCUUUGGAUGAAGGGGUUGCUUACUAUAUCCCCUUCAAUCAUGAGCACAUCACAGCCAACUUCACCCAAUACUGAGACGGAGUAUCUUCUGUCCCAUGUGACAAAAGGAUGGUUUGGGUUGUUUUGUUUUGUUUUUCAUAUCAUUUCAAAUCUGUGCCAAGAAAAGCAGAUAUUAACAAUGCUACUCUCUUCCUGAGCCACUGUGUGGAAUAAAUGAUGCAGGUGCUCACCAUUGUGACUCAUGCAAUAAAAUUUUUGGCUUCUC
Molecule: messenger RNA, 1532 nt
Organism: Mus musculus (house mouse)
Lineage: Eukaryota; Metazoa; Chordata; Mammalia; Rodentia; Muridae
Gene: Cblif
Product: cobalamin binding intrinsic factor
Exons: 9
Coding region: 89-1342 (417 amino acids)
Biological process (GO): cobalamin transport
Cellular component (GO): apical plasma membrane; endosome; extracellular region
Molecular function (GO): cobalamin binding
Source: RefSeq, marked validated